This is a messenger RNA of Pseudophryne corroboree (corroboree frog), 1280 nucleotides long. RefSeq names its product complement C1q binding protein (gene C1QBP). Lineage: Eukaryota; Metazoa; Chordata; Amphibia; Anura; Myobatrachidae. The record is from RefSeq and is a predicted model, not a curated record. Gene Ontology annotation, cellular component: mitochondrial matrix. The transcript has 6 exons. Gene Ontology annotation, biological process: cytosolic ribosome assembly. Bases 125 to 949 code for a protein of 274 amino acids.
CGCUAUUGGAUGACCCCCGUGAUUCGCAGCAUCCGGCGACACGCUUCCUGCAAGAGGGGUGAAAGGUCGGAGGUGUCACCGUGCCCUUCUGGUUACACACGUGGGUCUCUGCCGAAGCCGCACCAUGCUCUCCUCGUUGUCCCGCUCCCUGCUCUCCGUCGCCGCCAGGGCUGUGGUGUCGCGGCCUCUCCCAUUACUGAGCAGCCGGACUCAGGCCAGGCCUCUGUCACGCCUGCUGUGGGUGAACGGCAGGUCCAGUAUUGCGCUCCAGCCUGCUUUCCUGAGCCCGCACCGGGGCUUUCCGGCCGUGUCGUGUGGCUGCGGGGGAUUACACACGGAAGGUGACAAAGCAUUUGCAGAAUUUCUCGGUGAUGAAAUCAAAGAAGAGAAGAAAAUACAGAAACAUAAGAAUCUCCCAAAAUUGACGGGUGGGUGGGAAUUAGAAGUUCAUGGCACAGAAGCUAAACUGACCCGCAAACUUUCUGGGGAGAAGAUCACUGUAACAUUUAAUACAAACAACAGCAUUCCACCAGCCUAUGAGGAAGAGUCACAGGAGGGUGAGAAGCGGGAGGAUGAGCCUGAACUAGUUUCCACUCCAAACUUUGUUGUAGAGGUUACAAAACUGGAUAGCAAUGAGACUUUGGUGCUGGACUGCCACUACCCCGAAGAAGAGGUGGGACGUGGUGAAGAAGAGGAGGAGGAGAGUGACAUUUUCACUAUUCGGGAGGUUAGCUUCCAGCCCACUGGAGACACAGACUGGAAAGAGAACAACUACACUCUUGGCACAGAUUCUCUUGAUUGGGCCCUAUAUGACCACUUGAUGGAUUUCCUGGCUGACCGUGGAAUAGAUAAUACAUUUGCUGAUGAGCUUGUGGAACUCAGCACUGCUUUGGAACAUCAAGAAUACAUUCACUUCCUAGAAAAUCUUAAAAAAUUUGUUAAAUGCUGAUCUUAGAAUUACAGAUGAAUUAUUUGUUCCUUGUUAUACUGUACCAGAAAAUGUAACUUCCAUGCCAUGGUUCUGGAGGAUCAGUGGCCAGAUAAGACAGGCGCUACUUUCUUGCAACUAGACAAGCCCAGAAUGACUAAUUGUGGUCAGUGUACAAAAUAUGGCUAGUUACUACUCAUCAGAGCAAAUGUCCCAUAUAGUAUUUACCAUUAUCAGCACAGAAGUGUUUUUUAUUUAAUUUUGCUGUAUGUUUUCAUAUAAUCAUUCUUCCUGUCCAAUUUGUUUGCACCUUUUGUAUUGUACAAGCCCAUUAAAAAAAUAUCUGACCGUU